Stereum hirsutum FP-91666 SS1 is the source of this 366-nucleotide messenger RNA. RefSeq lists its product as uncharacterized. The coding region runs from base 1 to 366 and encodes 121 amino acids. The record is from RefSeq and is a predicted model, not a curated record. The transcript is spliced from 2 exons. Lineage: Eukaryota; Fungi; Basidiomycota; Agaricomycetes; Russulales; Stereaceae.
AUGCCUCUAUUACUUGUCGCUGCUACUAUUUUCGAGCGUGGAAACAUGCAACCUACAUCGAACGAAACCGAGGAGGAACAAAAGAGGGCGCGUACGGCGUCUUUGUUAGUCACAAUUUCAGAGAAAGCUAUACCUUUCACGAACUCCAUGGUGAAGGCCGUGUACUGGAGCACGAGCGGCGCCGAAAUUGCUUCUAUCCUGGCGCUGCGUUACCCGUCGCACGCUUUCGCACCAUACAUUCGUACCCUCAUUUCCUUGAGCAAUUCUCGAGCCCAUGCAUCAACUAUUGGCGCUAUGAGCUUUACAUACCUCCUCGGAGCGCUUCUGGUCAUUUCAGGCUCCCUCGUUCGCCUCCGCUGCUUCUAA